Messenger RNA from Naegleria lovaniensis, 2277 nucleotides. RefSeq lists its product as uncharacterized. Gene Ontology annotation, cellular component: mitochondrion. Gene Ontology annotation, molecular function: cobalamin binding; methylmalonyl-CoA mutase activity; metal ion binding. The transcript has 2 exons. Bases 1 to 2277 code for a protein of 758 amino acids. The record is from RefSeq and is a predicted model, not a curated record. NCBI's taxonomy places the organism in Eukaryota, Heterolobosea, Eutetramitea, Acrasida, Naegleriidae.
AUGAAACGACUUGUUCUCUUGUCGCGAAAUUCAUCAUCACGAAAAAUCGCUGCCUCAUCAUCAUCGGCUGCAACGACCAUUCUUCAACAACAACAACAAACUCUUCUCCGAUCUUCAUGCAAGAGUGCUCUCUAUUCCACCCAUAGAAAUCCAGAGGAAAUUAAACAAGCUCUUGAGAAAAAGCUUCCAAAGGAUUGGAAAGAAACAGCACAAAAGGAGUUGAAAGAUCAGCCUUUGGAGUCGCUCAUCAGAACUACACCCGAAGGAAUUAAUAUUUUGCCAAUUUAUGUUUCUCAGACCACUCUUGAAGGAAAGGAACCAACAGGAGCAGGCAAUAAACCAUAUACACGUGGACCUCAUGCUACCAUGUAUACGGUAAAACCUUGGACCAUUAGACAAUAUGCAGGUUUCUCAACAGCAAAGGAGUCCAAUGAAUUUUACAAGCAAAACUUGGCACAAGGACAAAUGGGUUUGUCUGUUGCGUUUGACUUGGCCACUCACAGAGGUUAUGACUCUGAUCAUGACCGUGUGGUUGGAGAUGUUGGAAUGGCUGGUGUUGCCAUUGACUCUGUUGAAGACAUGAAGAUUUUGUUUGAUGGCAUUCCUCUCGAUAAAAUGUCAGUGAGUAUGACAAUGAACGGAGCUGUUUUGCCAAUUAUGGCCAUGUAUAUUGUUGCAGCUCAAGAACAGGGAGUGAAUGACUUGAAUUUAUUGAGCGGUACAAUUCAAAAUGAUAUUUUGAAGGAAUUCAUGGUGAGAAAUACAUACAUUUAUCCACCAGAACCUAGCAUGAAGAUUAUUGGUGACAUUAUGCAAUUUACUUCUCAACACAUGAAACGUUUCAAUUCAAUUAGUAUCAGUGGUUAUCACAUGCAAGAGGCUGGUGCUGACACUGCAUUGGAGUUGGCCUAUACUCUUGCUGAUGGUCUUGAAUAUGUGAGAUGCGGAAUUGAAAAAGGUGGAUGCAAGGUUGAUGAUGUUGCUCCUCGUUUCUCCUUCUUCUUUGGUAUUGGUAUGAACUUUUAUUUGGAAGUUGCCAAGUUGAGAGCUGCUCGUAAAUUGUGGGCUGAAUUAUUGGAAGAGAAAUUCCAUCCAAAGAAUUCCAAGUCACUCUUGUUACGUACUCACUGUCAAACUAGUGGUUAUUCCCUCACUGAACAACAACCAUACAACAAUAUCAUUAGAACAACUAUUGAAGCUAUGGCUGCUGUUAUGGGAGGUACUCAAUCAUUGCAUACCAAUUCAUUUGACGAAGCUGUUGGUUUGCCAACCAAAUUCAGCGCUCAACUUGCUCGUAACACUCAGCUCAUUAUUGCACAUGAAACUGGAAUUACCAAUGUUGCUAAAGAGCUUAUUAAGGAAGUUGAGGAUUGUGGUGGCAUGACCAAGGCCAUAGAAACUGGUUUACCAAAGAGAAGAAUUGAAGAAUGUGCCACAAAGAAGCAAGCCAGAAUUGACUCUGGUCAAGAAAUCAUUGUUGGUGUUAACAAGUAUGUCACCAAGGAAGAAGCCAGCUACGAAGUUCUCAAGAUUGACAACACUAAAGUCAGAAAGGAACAAAUUGAUAGAAUCAAUAAGAUCAAGUCAGAAAGAGACGCCUCUCGUGUUGCUGCCUUGUUGAAGCGCUUGGAAGAAGCAGCCAAGACUGGAAAAGAAAAUUUGUUAGCUGUUGCUGUUGAAUGUGCCAAGGCUCGUGCCACUGUUGGUGAAAUUUCUUCUGCUCUCGAAAAAGUUUGGGGACGCUAUGAAGCCAAGCCAGAAAUUGUAAGCGGUGCCUAUUCAAGCACUUGGAAACAAGCUGAUUUGGAAAAGUUGGAUACUGAUCGUGUUGAAAAAAAGGUUAAGGAGUUCGCAGCCAAGAAUGGUAGAAACCCAAGAAUUCUUGUUGCCAAGAUGGGUCAAGAUGGUCACGAUCGAGGUGCUAAGGUAAUCAGCUCUGGAUUUGCUGAUUUGGGCUUUGAUGUCGAUGUUGGUCCAUUGUUCCAAACACCAAAAGAAGUUGUUCGUGAAGCUGUCGAUAAUGAUGUGCAUAUUAUUGGUGUGAGCUCUCAAGCAGCUGGUCACAGAACUCUUGUUCCUGCUUUGGUUAAGGAAUUGGAAAAUGCUGGAUUGAAGGGUCAAGAUAGACCAAUUAUCGUUGUUGGAGGUGUUAUUCCACGUGAAGACUACCAAGAAUUGUAUGAAGCAGGAGUUGAUUUGAUCUUUGGUCCUGGUACUAAGGUUACUGAUGCCGCUGAAGGAUGUGUUGAUUUGUUGAUGAACAAGGCUAGACAUUAA